This is a messenger RNA of Coregonus sp. 'balchen', 11625 nucleotides long. The record is from the annotation of a GenBank genome assembly. Lineage: Eukaryota; Metazoa; Chordata; Actinopteri; Salmoniformes; Salmonidae.
CCCCCUCCUCCCCCCACCUUCAACCAGGUCAGUCCAGCUCCUAACCCGAUGUUCAAAACAUGACAACACUCAAAAGUCCUCUGAAGGGUUUCUAGAGCAUCAUAAUUACAUGAUCAAAUAACUGAAAUCACUUAUUAUUUGCUGUUGUAUUGUGAAGGAUGAUACAACACAGACCUAUAGCCAUCCUGCCCUGCCUUUCGAAAGUAUUUGAAAGCCAAGUUAACAAACAGAUCACCGACCAUUUCGAAUCCCACCGUACCUUCUCCGCUAUGCAAUCCGGUUUCCAAGCUGGUCAUGGGUGCACUUCAGCCACGCUCAAGGUCCUAAACGAUAUUAUAACCGCGAUCGAUAAUAGACAGUACUGUGCAGCCGUCUUCAUCGACCUGGCCAAGGCUUUCGACUCUGUCAACCACCGCAUUCUUAUUGGCAGACUAAAUAGCCUUGGUUUCUCAAAUGACUGCCUCGCCUGGUUCACCAACUACUUCUCAGAUAGAGUUCAAUGUGUCAAAUCGGAGGGCCUGUUGUCUGGACCUAUGGCAGUCUCUAUGGGGGUGCCACAGGGUUCAAUUCUUGGGCCGACUCUUUUCUCUGUGUAUAUCAAUGAUGUCGCUCUUGCUGCUGGUGACUCUCAGAUCCACCUCUACGCAGACGACACCAUUUUGUAUACAUCUGGCCCUUCAUUGGAUUCUGUGUUAACAAACCUCCAAACGAGCUUCAAUGCCAUGCAACACUCCUUCAGUAGCCUCCAACUGCUCUUAAACACUAGUAAAACUAAAUGCAUGCUCUUCAAUCGAACGCUGCUGGCACCCGCCCACCCGACUAGAAUCACUACUCUCGACGGGUCUGACCUAGAGUAUGUGGACAACUACAAAUACCUAGGUGUCUGGUUAGACUGUAAACUCUCCUUCCAGACUCACAUUAAGAAUCUCCAAUCCAAAGUUAAAUCUAGAAUCGGCUUCCUAUUUCGCAACAAAGCCUCCUUCCCUCAUGCUGCCAAACAUGCCCUCGUUAAACUGACUAUCCUACCGAUCCUUGACUUCGGCGAUGUCAUUUACAAAAUAGCCUCCAACACUCUACUCAGCAAAUUGGAUGUAGUCUAUCACAGUGUCAUCCGUUUUGUCUCCAAAGCCCCAUACACUACCCCCCACUGUGACCUGUAUGCUCUUGUUGGCUGGUCUUCACUACAUGUUCGUCGUCAAACCCACUGGCUCCAGGCCAUCUAUAAAUCACUGCUAGGCAAAUCCCCGCCUUAUCUUAGCUCAUUGGUCACCAUAGCAGCACCCACCCGUAGUCUGCGCUCCAGCAGGUAUAUCUCACUGGUCCUCCCCAAAGCCAACACCUCCAUUGGCCGCCAUUCCUUCCAGUUCUCUGCUGCCAAUGACUGGAACUAAUUGCAAAAAUCUCUGAAGCUGGAGACUCUUAUCUCCCUCACUAACUUUAAGCACUGAUCACCUUACCGAUCACUGCACCUGUACACAGCCCAUCUGAAAUUAGCCCACCCAACUACCUCAUCCCUAUAUUGUUAUUUAUUUUGCUCUUUUGCACCCCAGUAUCUCUAUUUGCACAUAAUCUCUAGCAUUCCAGUGUUAAUACUAAUUGUAAUUAUUUUGCACUAUAGCCUAUUUAUUGCCUUACCUCCAUAACUUGCUACAUUUGCACACACUGUAUAUAUAUUUUCUGUUGUAUUUUUUUUUUGACUUUAUGUUUUGUUUACCCCAUAUGUAACUUUGUGUUGUUGUUUUUAUCGCACUGCUUUGCUUUAUCUUGGCCAGGUCGCAGUUGUAAAUGAGAACUUGUUCUCAACUGGCUUACCUGGUUAAAUAAAGGUGAUAAAAUAAAAUAAAAAACACAUGCUAGUGUUAGAUACUAUGUCUAAUAUAUUAUAAUGUACAAAUUUCCCAUAGUAUGAUUUCUAGGGUUGAUAUGCCAUAUUUAUAAAGGCUGCAAUUUAUUGAUGCAGUUUUUACCUGUAAACAAAUCCACACCCACACAGGCACCAUCGGGAUUACAUCAAUUUACAGCAUAAUGCUGCAUUGCCAUCUGUUGCUAUAACGACGGUACCUUAUGCAGUUCAUGUUAUCAUUGGCAUGGUCAACCUAACUAACAUGGUGGUUUGCUCAUAUCCUCUCCUCAGGCGAACACUACAGCACCUAAGUUGAAUCGGGAUGGCGCGAAGGGGAGAGGAGCGUUGCUCUCUGAUAUCUCCAAAGGAGCCAGGCUGAAGAAGGUUGGAGUGGUCAAUGACCGAAGUGCACCUAUUAUAGAGAGUAAGUAGCAUAGUAAACAUAUAGGUAUAAAUUAACUUUUGCACUCUCCUCUUUUCCCGCUGACACAGACACACACACAGACUAUACAUGUACGUUUAUGUAUACAUAUAUGCAAAAUUCCAUGCCACAAAUAGCUUUCAACAAUGUCAAUGCAAGCAUUAUCAACACAACAGUGUAACAAGGAUAUUUGACCCUCUGCUUUCCCCAGAACCAAAGGAAAGUGGUGGAGGUGGUGGAGGUGGUAGAGGAGGAGGAGGGAGCAGUGGAGGGUCAGGGGGAGGCCUUGGAGGCCUGUUCGCUGGGGGCAUGCCAAAACUACGAUCAGUUGGAGCUGGAGGUAAGCAGAAUUCACUUCAUAUGAAUAGAAUAUAAGUGGGGCCCUAUAAAAUCAGCUUUAUUUUUUGCCUGAUUCUGUUUUGUUUUUUCUUAAAUUCGGUUUCCUUUUUUGUUUCCGUUUUCCCACGUUUUUAAAGGUGCACAAUGCAGAAAUCACUCCGCCAUUUCCUGGUUGCUAAAAUUCUAAUAGUUUGCCUAAUUUCAAGCAAGUAAAGUGUAGAGAAUCAUUGUACCAUCUAAAUCGCUGUGAAAUCUUUUCCAUAACCAAAAAUAUUGUAUUUUCAGCAGUUUGAAGCUGGCGUACAAAACCGAAAGUAAAAGACGCAAAAAAUGAAACUUAAGAACGGGAAGCAUAGAAAUAGCACACACCGAACAUAUCUACCACUUCUUAGACUUGAUUUCAAUCAAUGACAUUUCUAUGUUAAUUUGGUCGUGUCGCCCCCAAAAAGUAACAUAUUGCAGCUUUAAUAGAAAAACAACCAAAUUGGAUGUUCUAAGUCUACAACAAUGCUUAUUUUGAUUUUUGGGUGUAGUUUAAUGCAAGUUCGUGUGAUUGCAGAGUUUGCAAAACAAAUGGCAACUGGAUUGAUGCAAAUAAUCCUGAUAUAAUUCUGCCAGGUAGGCAUAGGCUACUUUGUAGUUAGCGUUUAAUUGGGAAGGUUUUUGGGAAAGCCUUUCCAUCUCUACCAGAGAUGCACACACACAAAUACACAGACGGGCAUUCCUGUAAAUACAAAUCACUGAUGCAUUUUUUAAAUGUCUUAUGAUUAACUUGGACAAAUUAAUGCAUUUUCUAAUAAGUUCAAUACAUUUUAGUUUAUUUCCUACUAAGUUCAAUAUAUUUUUGAAUAUUGUAUAUUUUUUUAAUUUCUGGAUUCCGUGGUUCCGUCUGCGGAUUUUAUAGGGCCCUAUGUAAAUAUGCUACUAUAAAUAUACUGCAGAAACACUGGCACCCAGGCUACUAGAAGUUCUACAUUUGCCAUGAUGUGAAUGGUACAAAGUAUCUAAAUGGGUGUAUUUAUGCAUAGUGUUCUAUAAUGUGUGUUUCAAUGCCUUCCUUCCAGACACCUCAGUGGGCAGAUCAGCCCUGCAUCCCCCAGGCUCCAGACCUGCAGCCCCCCGGCCCACCCCAGGCCACUCUGCCUCCCCCUCCCCAGGAGACAAACCCUCCGCCCCGGAGUCCCAGCGCUCCCACCGCCCCUCUCUCCCCGAUAUCUCCCGCCCCCCAACCAGUGCCAGCUCCUCCCACUCCUCCACUGGGGGCAUGAAGCACAGUACUUCAGGCUCAGCUCCACCCCCUCCCCCUUCUUCAGGCAUGAAGCACAGCUCAUCAGCCCCACCCGCUCCGCCUUCUUCGACAGGGGGCAUGAAGCCCAGCACAUCCGCCCCGGCUCCUCCCCCGCCGUUUAACCGUAGUGGUUACCACGGCAACGCCCCAUCAUCCCCCCAACAAAAGGCCCCAGUAGGCCCCACCAACAGCCGGGAGAAGCCCCUCCCCCCGCCGCCCCAAAGAGGCCCGGCUCCGCCCAGCUCUGGCCCCCCUCCAUCGAGACCGCCUCUUUCCUCCACGCGGCCGCCCACUGGGGGGUCCUCGGCGCCCCCUCCGCCCCCGCCUUACAGGCACCCCUCUGGGGGAACCUCCAAUGGCCCCAUGGGGCACCAUGGUGGAGAUGGGGCUCCGAAACUGCCCCAGAGGCACAACUCACUGCGCAAGAAGACCUCAGGCGGCAGCCACGGCGGACGCAAUCAUGCGCCUCCUCCACCCCCGUCGCCAUCUCCAGGACCUCCAGGGGGCGGCAGACCACCCCCACCCGCCAGGGAGCCCCCCGGCCGAAAAUCAGGUACUAGAACACAGCUGUAUGUUUAUAUUGGGGAGACGUUAGUCAUAUCAAGGGACUACUGUCACAGUGUAAUGCCCUUUUCCAAAUCAACCCUUUCUUCCACACACAAUUUCAUGGUCUGAAAUGAAAGGAUGGGUAGUAGCGAUAGACUUAGACAUCACAACAUUGUAUAUGUCCCAUUAUGGUGUCAGAGCAUGGGAAGCGCCAUUGAGGCAAUCUCCAUUUUUAAGUAGUACAUUUUCUUCUACUACUUCUAUGAGUUGGCAAACAAACUGAAAGGGUGCAUACUGCUACCUGUAUUGUGUUGUUUGAACAGGUAUGAAGCCAAGGUUGCCGAUUUACUGCCACCUGCAGUUACUGUAUACUUGCUCACAAGUAUACAGUGUAUUCGGAAAGUAUUCAGACCCCUUGACUUUUUUACACAUUUUGUUACGUUACAGCCUUAUUCUAAAAUGAAUUAAAUAGUUUUUUUCCCUCAUCAAUCUACACACAAUACCCCAUAAUGACAAAGUAGAAACUGGUUUUUAGAAAUGUUUGCACAUUUAUAUAAACAUUUCUAAAAUCACAUUUACGUAAGUAUUCAGACCCUUUACUCAGUACUUUGUUGAAGCACCUUUGGCAGCGAUUACAGCCUCAAGUCUUCUUGGGUAUGAUGCUACAAGCUUGGCACACCUGUAUUUGGGGAGUUUCUCCCAUUCUUCUCUGCAGAUCCUCAAGCUCUGUCAGUUUGGAUGGGGAGCGUCGCUGCACAGCUAUUUUUAGGUCUCUCCAGAGAUGUUCGAUCGGGUUCAAGUCCAGGCUCAGGGUGGGCCACUCAAUGACAUUCAGGGGCUUGUCCCGAAGCCACUCCUGCGUUGUCUUGGCUGUGUGCUUAGGGUCGUUGUCCUGGUGGAAGGUGAACCUUCGCCUCAGUCUGAGGGCUCUGGAGCAGGUUUUCAUCAAGGAUCUCUCUGUACUUUGCUCUGUUCAUCUUUCCCUCUAUCCUGACUAGUCUCCCAGUCCCUGCCGCUGAAAAACAUCCCUACAGCUAUGAUGCUGCCACCACCAUGCUUCACCAUAGGUAUGGUGCCAGGUUUCCUCCAGACGUGAACUUGGCAUUCAGGCCAAAAAGUUCAAUCUUGGCCAUUUAGCAGACGCUUUUAUCCAAAGCGACUUAGUCAUGCGUGCAUACAUUUUUUUUUUUUGUGUAUGGGUGGUCCCGGGGAUCGAACCCACUACCUUGGCGUUACAAGCGCCGUGCUCUACCAGCUGAGCUACAGAGGACCACGUACAUCCUGGUCUGAGAGUCUUUAGGUGCCUUUUGGCUAACUCCCAAGCGGGCUGUCAUGUGCCUUUUCCUGAGCAGUGGCUUCCAUCUGGCCACUCUACCAUAAAGGCCUGAUUGGUAGAGUGCUGCAGAGAUGGUUGUCCUUCUUGAAGAUUCUCCCAUCUCCACAGAGGAACUCUAGAGCUCUGUCAGAGUGACCAUCGGGUUGUUGUUCACCUCCCUGACCAAGGCCCUUCUCCCCCGAUUGCUCAGUUUGGCCGGGCGGCCAGCUCUAGGAAGAGUCUUGGUGGUUCCAAACUUCUUCCAUUUAAGAAUGAUGGAGGCCACUGUGUUCUUGGGACCUUCAAUACUGCAGACAUUUUUUGGUACCCUUCCCCAGAUCUGUGCCUCAACACAAUCCUAUCGCCGAGCUCUACAGACAAUUCCUUUUACCUCAUGGCUCGGUUUUUGGCCUGACAUGCACUGUCAACUGUGGGACCUUAUAUAGACAGGUGUGUGCCUUUCCAAAUCAUGUCCAAUCAAUUGAAUUUACCACAGGUGGACUCCAAUCAAGUUGUAGAAACAUCUCAAGGAUGAUCAAUGAAACAGGAUGCACCUUAGCGCAAUUUCGAGUCUCAUAGCAAAGGGUCUGAAUACUUAUGUAAAUAAGGUAUUUUUGUUUUAUUUUUAAUAAAUGUGCAAACAUUUCUAAAACCCUUUUUUCGCUUUGUCAUUAUGGGGUAUUGUGUGUAGAUUGAUGAGGGAAAAUGUAAUUUAAUCAAUUUUAGAACAAGGCUGUAAUGUAACAAAAUGUGGAAAAAAUCAAGGGGUCUGAAUACUUUAUGAAUGCACUGUAAUUAAUUAGCUGAUCCCUCCUGAUAACCCGGAUGGAAUCAUGUGACCCUUACUUAACCAUAGGAAGUCCCACCCAGUUGAAAGUCCUCAAUGGCACGACCCAUGCUAAUACGGGCUUUUGGGCACUAGAGUCAUCUAUCUAUCUCUGUGGUAAUUAGGGCUGACCCCAUUUAGUUGAUUGUUUGGUCGAUAGGCUGUUGGUCGACCAAUUAUUUUUUGUCGAGCAGUGCCAAAUAUAUUUACAAAAAUGAUGGCACACGAGACACGUCUGAUUCACGCCUGUCUGAGUGGACUAAUCCAUUGCGGAGGCCGCAGGGAUGGCACACUAGUAGUACAUUUACCGUUAAUUCCCAUAAUUUAUAAUCUACAAUAUUUGUUUGGUUACAGUAAUUUCUGUUAAUGCAUUCAAUAUAUUAUUACUACAGUCAACCUAGCCUAGGUUGUGCAGAGCGCACAACCUAGGCUACACUUGUGAGAGUUUUGGUUUAUUUCAUUCCAUUUACGAGUUGUCAAUUUAUUCAUUGUCUUUUGUUUGGAGUGCUCCUUUCAAUCAUGAGUAAGGACACGCACUUGAUUAUGCAUAUAGAAGUAGGACUAAUCUACCUGGCCUGUGCGCAAAUGUAGGCCUAUAAGUGUGCCCAUUUGGGGAUCUGAUACUAUUUCUGAUUGUCUUAAAUCACCAUCACUAUGGAGCUUGUCAAAGUAUUUUUUUCUUCACCUCAAACUGCAAGUAAACAAAGUCUGUUUUUACAUCCAUUGAGAAUGACAAUAGUUCCUCAAUGUAGCCUAUUUGAACAAUCUUUCCAGCUCUCACUUUCGAUUACCACAAGCAUUUCGCUACACCCGCAAUAACAUCUGCUAAACACAUUUACAUUGACAUUUUAGUCAUUUAGCAGACGCUCUUUAAAAUGUGAUUUGAUUUGAUGAAAGGGGAGAAAGAUGUCAUGCUCUGAUCCGGUGGAAACGUCAUUAAAUAGGCCUAAUGAUUACUUCUUAUCCCUUGCGCAAAUAGCCUACAGCUGUGUGUGUCUGUCUGGAGCUCACUGGUGUGGGAAACUCUGAGGGCCCAGAAUAUUUUAUACAAUGUUACAAGUUUGCUAGUUAAUACAAUAGUUGAUACAAUGUUUCAAGUUCCUUGCAGACAGGCCAUGUGUAGCCAAUGUGAUUUAUAGGAUAUUUAUUUUUAUCAUGAUAUUUUCUACCUGUGGGCUGCAAUGUUUUAUUUGUUUGCUUUUAUGUAGGCUAUUUUUACAUAAUGGCAAUAGAAGUUACUUUUAGAUUUGUAUCAUUUUCAUUUAGAUAGAUUUUUUUUUUAUUAAAACCACAACAUUGAUUUUGAGAUAUGAAGACUUUAUUAUAAAUGAAACUGUUCCACGAAAAUGUACAUAUGAAAAUCAUAACUGGCACGGAGAUCAGUAGACAUUGUAUGAUAACAUGGCACUCCAAUUGGAAAAUGUUGCCGACCGCUGGUGUAGCCUAUUACCGGCAGCAGAGAGAGGAGGGCGGGAACAGGUUUUUGUUCUUCUGGUUAGGCUAUAUCGAUCUCUGGCUCCUUCCCACUAGUUAUUUGUGUGUUUUUUAUUAUUAAAGCAUCAGACAAGCUCAGUAGCCUACAUAUAGUUGAUUUUGAAAAAUAUAUGGAAAAAUACACAUUUUAACAUUUCUCCCAAUCGAUUGGUCGAAAGAACAGACGACUCUCGGUCGACUAAGAUUUUUUUGUUGUUGUUGUCGGGAACAGCCCUAAUGGUAAUUGCAAUAUGACAAUUGCUCCACCUUUUCAGAUCUACAUGAAGUAGGGCUAGCAGACGCUCUUAUCCAGAGUGACUUACAGGAGCAAUUAGGGUUAAGUGCCUUGCUCAAGGGCACAUCGACAGAUUUUUCACCUAGUCGGCUUGGGGAUUAGAACCAGCGACCUUUCGGUUACUGGCACAACGCUCUUAACCACUAAGCUACCUGACACACAUUACAGCCUACAGUAUCUAAUCUUUCUCGCAACCUGACCAGUCCUGAUCCGUUGGGCAUGGUCUGUUAUUUAAGGACAUACAGUGCAUUCGGAAAGUAUUCAGAUCCUUUGACUUUUUCCACAUUUUGUUACGUUACAGCCUUAUUCUAAAAUGUAUUAAAUUAUUUGUUUCCUCAUCAAUCUACACACAAUACCCCAUAAUGACAAAGCAAAACAGGUUUUUAGAAAUGUUUGCAAAUGUAUUAAAAAUAAAAAAAACAGAUUUACAUAAGUAUUCAGACCCUUUGCUAUGAGACUCAGGUGCAUCUUGUGUCCAUUGAUCAUCCUUGAGAUGUUUCUACACUUGAUUGGAGUCCACCUGUGGAAAGUUCAAUUGAUUGGACAUGAUUUGGAAAGGCGCACACUUGACAGUGCAUGUCAGAGCAAAAACCAAGCCAUGAGGUGGAAGGAAUUGUCCGUAGAGCUCCGAGACAGGAUUGUGUCGAGGCACAGAUCUGGGGAAGGGUACCAACACAUUUCUACAGCAUUAAAGGUCCCCAAGAACACAGUGGCCUCCAUCAUUCUUAAAUGUAAGAAGUUUGUUACCACCAAGACUCUUCCUAGAGCUGGCCGCCCGGCCAAACUGAGCAAUCAGGGGCGAAGGGCCUUGGUCAGGGAGGUGACCAAGAGACACUCCUCAGUAAAAUGCACAUUACAGCCUGCUUGGAGUUUGCCAAAAGGCACCUAAAGGACUCCCAGACCAUGAGAAACAAGAUUCUAUGGUCUGAUGAAACCAAGACUGAACUCUUUGAUGAACAGAGCAAAGUAUAGAGAUCCUUGAUGAAAACCUGCUCCAGAGCGCUCAGCUGUGCAGUGACGCUCCCCAUCCAACCUGACAGAGCUUGAGAGGAUCUGCAGAGAAGAAUGGGAGAAACUCCCCAAAUACAGGUGUGCUAAGAUUGUAGCGCCAAACCCAAGAAGACUCGAGGCUGCCAAAGGUGCUUCAACAAAGUACUGAGUAAAGGGUCUGAAUACAUAUGUAAAUGUGAUAUUUACCUUCUUUUUUUUUAUAUAUACAUUUGCAAACAUUUCUAAAAACCUGUUUUUGCUUUGUCAUUAUGGGUUAUUGUGUGUAGAUUGAUUGGGGGGGAAACAUUUAAUCCAUUUUAGAAUAAGGCUGUAAUGUAACAAAAUGUGGAAAAAGCCUGAAUACUUUCCGAAUGCACUGUACCUCUUUUUCAGUUUACAGUACAUACAUUUUUCAGAAAGUUAAAUGUUGGAAGGGAUAUUUUUGCUCCUUAAUUGCUUAUGUGAUUAAUUUAUUUGAAUCAGGCAUCAUCAUGGUCUUACUAUUGUGUGUGUUUGUUUGCUACCGAUGCAGCCCCUUCUGCACCCAAUCCUGGGUCACGAAAUGGGGGUGGUGGCCAAGCCCCUCUUCCCCCGCCCCCCUACCGGGUCCACAGCGCUGUCACCCACAACACCACCUCCUCGGAGCCACCCCACCACACCCGGGGGCCCAAGCCCCCUCCCCCCCCUUCAUCUUCCUCCCUCUCCUCCCGCACCGGACCCCCGCCACCUCCCCCGCCCAUUCGCAAUGGACACUCCUCAUCCUCUUCCUCCAAGUCCAAUAUAGGUGAGUCAGGACAGGCUAAUUUCCUCCAUCUCCCAGUCCUGGUCCUCAGUGUCGCCUGUACAUGCUGGUUUUCAUGCAAGUCCAGUUUUUGAACAACUGUCACUGCUUUUGAUUAAUGUGAUGUGAUUGUUGCCGGCAUUUCAUCGCUUUAGAAUCUAUCUUGUGUUGAGUAUUAGCCUCAACACCACCCAACAGCCCUGAACACAGUGUACUUUUGAACACUAUUGCCAUUUGUUAGCUCUCAAACCAACAGACAUGUUGGAGACACUAGUAGCCUAGUUGUUGUUGGUAGUAGAUUGUCAGGUAUCAUAGCCUCAUAUUCAAAUGCCAUCUCAGGAAUGCAAAUGCCCCCUGUAGUUCCUGUUGCAUCGUGACCAACCCAGAGCGUUCAUAGAUUGCACAGUCAGAUUAAUGUUUCCAGGAGAACUGACCAUUGUGCAUGGCUUGGUUAAUGGAAAUGUAAAUUACUAGAGCAAGGUUGACAAGUCAAAAAUACUUGACUUCUAAUUUGUUUAUAUGCAGGGCCAUGCUAACAUGUUACUGUACUUUAUUAAUUAUAUUACUAUAAUGAAGUGUUGGCCUUCAUUUUUUGCUAGUUUAGUGUUAUAGAGAUAUUGAUCUUGAUUUACAAUGAAUGUUGUGUUGACCCUUUACCUUUCUUAACCCUCAGAGGAUUUUGAGUCCAAGUUCGACUUCCACCCAGUGGAGGACCUCCCACCCCCUGAGGAAUAUAGGAAUUUCACCAAGAUCUACCCCAGCAAAAGCAAUAAACCUGGUCCAGGUACAGGCUUAAUUCAUUCUCAACAUCACUGCCUACAUACAGACUGUACACAACAUCCAAUAAAUGGCCUCUGCACUACUGCAUCACAAUGUUAUUACCAUAUAGAAUGUCAGCUGGGAUUUGGAAUUCAAGCAAAUGAUUGAUAUGGGCUCUUUCAAUUCGUCUUUCCGUGAUUCCUCGCAUUCUUUCGACUUGCCUCCUUCGCAAUCGUAUUGGAGGAGAAGGUCCAUGUCCCUCCCCUUCUUCUCCAAUGCGUUUUGAGAAUGAUGCGAGGAAUUGAGAAAAGAUUAAUAGAAAAAAAGAGCCACAUGGUUGUUUUUGGAGGUAGGAACUGACCUGAUGUAACCUUUGUUUCCUCUACUUCCUGUAGCCACGUUCCGGGGAGUACCUCCAGCGCCACCGGUGGCAAGGUGAACUAUGGAAUUCAGGAGCACAAGGACUUUAAUAACUCACUCAGUCUAAUCAGAAGACGUUCAGGGGAGUGGCACAACACUCGAAACACACACAGGCCUAAACAGACACACUUUAUAUGACCAGCCGGAAACAGGUCAACCCCAAACACUAUAGCAAAUUCACUGGUCUUGUUCGACGCUAUGUUUUUACAAAACUCUACACUACCAGUCACUCUCUUUUGCACAAACACUUCAGACACUUCUGUCUUCUUAGCAUGAUAGAACAAAACCACUCUGAGCUGAGGAACUGACUGGUUUGGCUUGUGGCCACA